ACGUCUCAGCAUACUGAUAUUACUAGGACCUGAUAUAACCACCUAGCACCCCCUCAACUUGGAUCGCAUACUGCAUUCUUCGGGAUUACGCAUACGACAGGGUCUACAACAUCUUAUUCCCCCUCUCAAGAGAGUAUACGCUUCUUUGACGGAAGGCGACCGAAUGGCCAAAACAUCGAAGAACACAAUGGCUCGCCUUGGGAACGACAACAAGGUAACAAUGAGUAGUGGGCGGGCAGUUGCAGCGGCGUUGGUUGACUGGGUAAGUGAAUCCCCCCAUCGCAUUUAUUUAAACGCGUACUAUGGGAGAUAAGGGGAAUCGCAAAACGACAAAAAAAAACUAACUUAUCACAUAACCAUACGACUAGAUCAACGCGUGCCCUAUCGAGCCGAAAAUCUCAAACUUAGGAGAGCUUAGUGACGGAUCCGUCAUAACGAAAGUUCUAUGUAUGUUUCCGGAAGCUCACCAUACCACCAAGAGUUCGGGAACUAGAGCUUGAGAGACUAAUUACAGAUUAGUGGCUAUCGACCCAUAUUACUUCAGGUCUGCGGCCUCAAGCUCUGAUGGGGCAGAAGGAGCUAGUCCGGGUGCUCAUUGGAUCGCGAAAUUCCAAAAGUGUAGGAUCUGUCCAUGAACUCCCCACAUCUUGGGGUGACACAUCUAGUAUGACUGACAUGGUGACUUCUCGAGGCCUUGAGCAGUGAAGCGACUGCACAGGGAGCUGGCAAAGUAUUAUACCGAGAACCUUGGUCACAGGUUACCCAGUCCUCCACCAAACCUCACAUUUAUCGCGAAGGAUGGUAAUGUAGAAGAGAGUAUCAAGGUUGGUUUUCGAGACUCCUGGCUAUCAUAUUGCUGCAGUCGUCUGAUAACCGCCAACGGUAUAUAGCUUGCCAAAAUUAUUGUUGCGUCGGCUGUGCAGAGCGAGAAGCGAGAAGAGUAUAUUCAAUAUAUUCAGGAACUAAGUCCGAGCUCGCAGACAGAGUUGAUGGGCGUCAUUAGCGAGGUUUGGCAUUCUAGGCGCUUCAUGGAUUUGUUCUGUUAACCUAUAAGGGCGGCUAAUCGUAUUGUCUGGUAUUAGAUGAUGGAGGCCGGCGGUGGAGAAGACUCCCCCGAUAUCACCUCUGAGCAACAGAAGCCGGAACUGUGGGUCUUUAGCACAUCCUUUGUUCUCUCAAUGUUUCUUGUUGUCUAAUUUAGAAUUUUGUGCAGAAAUGAUACAGACCAAUUUCGCAUGGAGGAAGAAAUGGCGCGACUGGUCGCUGAUAAUGAGGCCGUCAAUGCCAAGAACAACUCUCUUGAAAAGCGUCUAGCAAGUUUACAGAAUGAUUUUGUGAGUCAACACAUUAAUUUCAAUGCUGGCCAGACUAACGCGGCUACCAGGAAGAAAAUCAAUCGCAUCUCCUUGCGCUUCAAGACCAAAUGUCAAGCAGUGUGGUAGAUGGGGGGGGAUAUGCGAAUCGCACAGAUCCCUUCAUGAAAUCUCAGCUUGACCAGCUCCAGAGUGAUGUGCAAAAACUUGAAGAUGUCAUUGCCGAAAAAGAAUCUACUAUCGUACGGCUCGAGGGGACUAUAUCAGGUCUUAACAGACGGGUAAUGAACACUCCGGAUCACCGAGAUAAUGUUCCGCCCUAAUGUCGGUUUAUAGGUCGAAGACCUGUUCCCCAAGGCAGAAGCCGGGAUUAAAUACAAGGACGAUCUUGAUGAAGCCAAUCACACCAUAGACAAGCUUAAAAAGAGACAAAAUGUGGCAGAACAAUACCGGAGGAAGCUGGAAGGCAUGGGAGAAAUGGAGAGGCUGGUCAAGGUGAAUACAAUCUCUCUUCCCUGUGGUUACAAUCCUUCGCCUUCACAAACCGUCCCUGAGCUGUUGUUUCCUCACACGCUGUUUUGCUCUGGGCCAUCUAGUCACUGGAACAGCAACUUGCUCAAAAGACGCACGAUCUCCAAGCCAGCCUAGAUAGCUCGAAGCAGGUACCUGGUCUCAAGAGGACUCUCGACCAGUACAGAGGGCGAAUUGACAAAAUUGAUAUCAAAUUCGCCGAGUUGCUACGAGCGAAAACUAUCCUGGAGAUUGAGCGGAAUACUCUCAGGGAGAAAGCUGCCGGGGCCGAGGGCCAGAAGAGUAAGGAUAUGGAGCGUAUACAGAAUCUCGAGGAGAAGGUCCGUGAGCUUGAAACCGGUGUAAUAAGUAAAGCUGUCGAGGAGACCAACGGGGAUCUGAAUUCAGAGUUAACCUAUAGCACCAAGACCAAAACUGAUCUGUAAGUGGAAGAUGGCCCUUUGCGUUAUCGUGUUACGUGAGCAACAGCCUUUUUUCUAACUUGAGCCGAAAUGAUGCACAUAAAAGGAAACUCCAAAUAUCACGAUUAGAGAGCGAAUUAUCUCAACUAAAGGAAGGAACUAGCGGUACAGACGCAGACAAUGUUAUGUUACAACAUAUGCUAGAUGAUGCCACGAAAGCGAAGGACAAACUUGAGCAGGAUUACUUGCAAGCACAUACCGGGAAGCUUAUCCUGGAAGCACAGCUAGCUGCAAUUAAUGGCGGCUCCUCGAUUGAAGGGUUUGUAGUAUUAUUUAGUAUCGUGUCACCAGCUCUACGCCCUGACUGACCUCCAUUUCCCCCCCAGGUCCGAGAUUUUGCUCAAAGUACGACAAAACCUUGUUGAUGCGGAAGAGCAACUAAUUGAUCUGAAACGGAAGUUUGCUGAAGCUGAUGCCGAGCUUUCCGUGACGAAGAGGGAGCUUACUACUGCUAAGUCUGAUUGUUUGUACUCCUUGACACGCCCCACACUUUAUUCUUCUCACCCCACGAUAUUGUUCCCACUCCACUCUACCAAUAUUUCUUCACUCCACUGCAAUUGCUACUCUAGAUAUCGCAAGGAUGGUUCAAGGGCUAAUUCCGGGCGACCCCGGUCGAAAAGUGAGCCUAGUCGGAAUGGAUAAAUUACAGGCACUAGCCGAGCUUAAGAUUAUGAAUUCUCAGGAACUUAUCGAGCUUCGCGGGGAACACGAGGAGGCGCAAAGCAAAAUACAUGACCUUGAGACCGAGAUUGACCAAAGGAAGUCUCUUCUUAACACCAUCUUGUUAGAGAAGGAUGAAAUUUACAAGAAGCUCUCUGAACAAGGGGGUAUCAUCUUGGAGAACGAAAGAUCCAACAGCGAACUUAGAGCCACUAUUGCCACCUUUCAGGGCACAGCCGAAGGUCGAGAUGCGGCUCUUGAGAGGCGCGUUUUACAACUUCAAGAGAAGUUGGAAGACCAGAGGGAAAAGAUGGUCAAGGCCCGCGAGGUACUUCAACUUCCCAUCCUUCCUUCCCGACCAAGAUUAUUCUUAACGCGGAACCACCACAGCACAUCAAAAAGCAGAAUGGCAUUAUCAGGGACCUCAAAGAGAAGGUAGACGCAGCCGAUUCUACUACCGCAGACGCAAACACAAAGUCCAAGGAGGAGCAGCUCGCUGAAAGUGAUGUUUGUUCCCCUUUUUCACUCGAUAAUAGACCCAGAUGGAUUAUUGACUUUCCAAAUAGAAGAAGCGACGUGCAGAACUCGAAAUCCUCGAGAGGGAGAACAAAAUGAUCGUAUCGGCUUGGUACGACCAAGCCACCAGGCUGCAGAUGAACAGCGUCGCGCUCGAGAGGAAAGGCGAUACACCACAUAGCUGGCUGAACAAGCAACGCGCUGCCUUGGCUAAAGCCGGUGGUGUCUAACCAAAUUAAGUGUUGAGAAGUAUGAUAGCAUGUGCGGGUACUGUGAUCAGCCUCCGAUCCAAGCCCUACGAAUUACGAGACGAUAAUAGAAUUCAAAGUUUCAUACGGCGUUUCUGUUCUGUUCUGUUCUGUGGAAGAUUUGUUGGCUUCCCCUUUCUUCUCUCACAAAUCGUGUUCUCCUUUUUCUUUUCUCUUUUCUUUUCCUUGCUCACGCCCCUCCUCGGAUGAUAUCGUACCAUAGUGCAGUUUAUGCGAGGGGGAUAUUCACGAAUAUCUCUCUUUUCCGCCUAAUGAAUGCUAGCCAUAUGACGAAGAAAUGAUUGGUGUAGGGGUUAGUUGGCUGGGGGGUGGGAAUUCGGCUGGCUUGCGGAAUGUAACAAAUCCCCGUGCGUUUAUGCUCGCCUAGCUUCCUUUGUACUGUGCUUUGUGUAUGAUACUAUGAUAUCCACCACUUUUCUUUUUUCCCUCUCUUUUUUCCUUUUUCUCUAUUUUUUUAGAGAAAAAAAAGUGGGGGGAACAGUAUAGAGUAAUACAGCGGGGAACACGACGAAGCUUCCUAGAGUAUUAUUACAAUAAUUAUAAUAUUAUCAUACUGC
Tuber aestivum (summer truffle) is the source of this 4307-nucleotide messenger RNA. The record is from the annotation of a GenBank genome assembly. NCBI's taxonomy places the organism in Eukaryota, Fungi, Ascomycota, Pezizomycetes, Pezizales, Tuberaceae.